AUGGCGGACGGAGGCUGGGGCGUGCGACGCCGACUGGCCAUCUGGGAGAGCCGAGCAGACUCGUUCCGCGAUAAAUCAAGCGCGGAUCCUGUACGAACCUCCACAUCAGGUUCGGGAGCUCCCGGAGCUCCCAGCGGCGCACCAGCGCAGUACGGCGCGUCGACAGCCGUUGGAUCAACGGCGACGGCGAACGGAGGGCGGAGAUGGGAACAGUGGGAUCGGACGUACGACAACGUUCAUUUCUCCACUCCGCGUGAUGGCCAGUUCGGUGGGCCCGGCGCGUCGUCAAGCUAUGUGCCCGAGGACCCUCGCUACACGCCUACAGGCAACCCGCCUGGCUAUCCCGUACCUGGAGCAGGCUCUUCUGGGGCAGGCGCAUCUGCUGCCACAGCUACUGCUGCUGCUGCAGGUGUAGGGGCAUCUGCAGGUGUAGCCUACCCUUCAUCCCGCAGCCGAGGAUCAGGGGCGAAACACCACCACCACCGUCACCACCACCACCAUCAUCAGCACCAGCCACACCAGCAGCCACACCAGCAGCCGCACCAGCAGCCGCAGUACCCUAACCUUCCCCAGCAGCAGCAGUACUACCCUGGGGUAGCCAGCGGCGCAGGGGGAGGGGCGGGGGGAGGGGCGCGGAGGGGGGGACCUCUCCGCAUCAGCCCCUCCUACUCUAACGAGCCAGACGCCUCAGGCCUAUCAGGGACGACGCUCGGGGGAGGCGGAGGCGGAGGCGGAUGGGGAGGCGGAGGGGGAGAAGGGUGGGGCCAGGGGAGGGGGAGUCUGGGCGGAGCGGGAUCCGUGGCGGGGCAGGCGGAGGGGAUGGGGGGGGAGGGGGAGGAGGCGUGGGCGUGGUGGCGGGAGAUGUACCAGGUGGACUGGAAGCCCAAGGAGGUGUUCUUCAAGUUCCGCCAGCGCUUCAUGCAGUACAAGCUCGGGGCCAACGUGGAGCUCAGGCGCAGGCUGGAUCCCCCACAGCUUUCGACUACCUCCCUUUCUCCGAAGGCCCCUGUUGCGCCCAAGCACAACCCGCUGUCGCUGUGGGGUUUCCAGGUGCGGUUGGGGCUGGUUUGGAGGGUCGUCUUUAAGCCGCAGCGGGGAGACAUCCGCUUCCUCACCCGCAAGAUCCCCAUCAUGGGGCUGCUCAACCUGCAGGUGUGGUGCAGUGCGGUGCCGGGCGGUGGUGUGCCAUGCAGUGUGGUGCUGUGCGUUCUGGUGCGAUCAGCAGGGGACAUCCGCUUCCUCACCCGCAAGAUCCCCAUCAUGGGGCUGCUCAACCUGCAGGUGUGCAGUGCGGUGAUAUGUGGUGCAAUGCAGGUGGUGUACGGUGUAGUGUGGCCAGUUGUGGCUGUGGGCAUAGGGCAUGACUUCAGGCACAACGCGACGGGGUGGAAAUGGAAAUUGACCUCCGUGGGCAUUGGGCAUGACUUCAAGCACAACGCAACAGGGUGGAAAUGGAAACUCACCUCCGCGCUGAAUGGGAACACGCCCUCGGAGAUUCGUUAUAAGCACAACCUGCCUGUGUGCCCGGGCGUGGAUGUGCGCGUGGGGUGGAAUGCAGAAUAUGUGCUGCCAGACAUGCAUGGAGCCUUGGGCACAGGGGAACCUAUUCUGGGGCUGAAUAUGGGGCGGCUGUACGCGUCAGUGGAGAGACUAGAAGCCAUCUUCACCUCCAUUGACUGA
Closterium sp. Naga37s-1 is the source of this 1680-nucleotide messenger RNA. Lineage: Eukaryota; Viridiplantae; Streptophyta; Zygnematophyceae; Desmidiales; Closteriaceae. The record is from the annotation of a GenBank genome assembly.